UCAAAACGAACAACAGCCACAGCUUGAUCUAAACGGAAAAAUUUGUCAUUGUGAGCGCGCGCGAGGGAAAAUGAGUUUCAUAGCGGGGAGAUUGGCAGCAGGGAAAGAGGGAGCAUAUUUUUUCCAGGAAUCCAAACAGGCCGUGGGUCGUAUUGUAUCCCAGAAGAAGCUUCCAUCGACGCCUUCUCAACAACCUCCUCCUUCUUCUUCUUCUUCUCUGAUUGUUGAGCAGGAAGCCCAAGCUGAUGUGCUUCACGAGGUGUUACGCCACUCUUUGCCCCCAAAGAUUUUCCAUGAUCCCUCUGCUUCUUCUUCUUCGUCUCCCUACUCGGCCUCCAAAUGGGUUCUCAAGUCAGACCCUAACUACCGCUAUUCCAUCUCUGCUGAGGCUCUUAACCCUCUAAGGGCCUACCUUUCUCUGCCUCAGGUCACUUUUGGCGCCAAAAGGUGGGAAAUUCCAAAAGUAGAAAACUCGGUUUUGGCCUCAACAGCUAACGAAUUGCGUCAAGACAGGCAUACCCCUUUCAAUCCUGAGAAGUUGAAGGCUGCAGCUGAAGGGCUUGCAUAUGUUGGAAAGGCUUUUGCUAUUGCCACAGCAAUAAUAUUUGGUGGUGCCACUUUAGUGUUUGGACUGGCAGCAUCGAAACUGGAGCUGCAAAGUAGUGAUGAUAUCCGAGCUAAAGGACGAGACCUUGUUGAGCCAAAACUUCAGACUAUUAGGGAGCAACUGAUUCCCUUAAAAGAUUGGGCUGAGAAUAAAUCAAAGAAAUGGCAUAUAGAAAGGGAGGAAGAUGUUAAACAAAAGCCUAUCGUAAAGGAACUUGCUAAAAUUUUGGGUGCAAAGACCUCCAACUCAAAUUGAUUUUCAUGUGUUAUUAUUAUUAUUGUGUAUGUAAUUUUUUUUUUUUGGUUAUUGUAUUGAUGCUGUGGUUCACUUCAGGGCAUGCUAUUGUUGUAUAAGUGAUAUUAGGUGAUCAUAUCUAAUUUUGAGGAUGUAAUCCAGUCUAGUAUGGAAACUAAGUUUUGUAUAUAAAUAGAAGGAAAUAAACCUUUUCAAGCUUCUUUUUAAGAAAACCAUGUCCAGGGCACUGUAAUAAGAUGUUUGAAAGUUGAUGUAAAAAUAGCAUUAUUAUAUUUCAAAAACUAUAUAUAGCAUUAUUACAAACUCCGACCUUCUUCUAAACUAUGUUUCAACAAUUUGGCUCUGACUUCCAAGUGUUCGAUUUUUCAUUUCUUCAGCACUCCCUCUCCCACCCAAUGAUGGGUAAAACAUAGUUCAAUUGCAAAUCUGAUGUAAGAAAUGCGAUAUUUAUUAGGUGUUUAUAUGGAGCAUUUAUCUUCUCAUGUCCAAUCUACUUGCAGUAAGCUGAGACUUUGCACUGUAAUCUAGUCCAUCAACAUGUAAUCGCAAAAUUUUAUGGUGGAAAGAAUAUUGACUAUAAGAUGUAGAGAGGAAAACAUGUUUCUACAGUGUUUAUAUAUAUAUGCUUGUCCAAAACAGAAUGCAUAAAUAAUCUUAUGGUUUAAUACUGCAAAUAUUUGAUAAAUAUUUCUUGAGGAACCACCCUUUGAAAAAAAAUAAAUAA
Ziziphus jujuba (common jujube) is the source of this 1586-nucleotide messenger RNA. RefSeq lists its product as uncharacterized. The record is from RefSeq and is a predicted model, not a curated record. Lineage: Eukaryota; Viridiplantae; Streptophyta; Magnoliopsida; Rosales; Rhamnaceae. Bases 71 to 862 code for a protein of 263 amino acids. The transcript is spliced from 5 exons.